UUAUAUUGUCGUUGUGCUGCUAUGAGGAGAGCACCUCAGCAUUACCUAAACCCUCUCCAUUCUCAUGCAGUCCAACACUCGCGAGAUCAAGAGGGAGAGUAAGUUAAGGAAACAUGGCGAUGUCUAAUUUGUUAAAGAACAAAGGGUCCCUCCAGUUUGAGGACAAGUGGGAUCUGAUGCGCCCAAUUCUCCUUAAGUUACUUCGCCAGGAGUCUGUAACGAAGCAGCAGUGGUUCGAUCUUUUCUCAGAUGUUCAUGCAGUCUGUCUAUGGGAUGACAAAGGCCCAGCAAAGAUUCACCAGGCUCUUAAGGAGGACAUUUUAGAUUUUAUAAAGCAGGCCCAGGCGAGGGUGCUCAGUCACCAAGAUGACACGGCCCUCCUCAAGGCUUACAUCGUGGAGUGGAGGAAGUUCUUCACUCAGUGUGAUAUACUACCUAAGCCAUUUUGCCAGCUUGAGAUCACUCUGAUGGGGAAGCAAGGCAGCAACAAGAAGUCCAACGUGGAGGACAGCAUAGUGCGGAAGCUGAUGUUGGACACUUGGAACGAAUCCAUUUUUUCCAACAUCAAGAACAGGCUGCAGGAUAGUGCAAUGAAGCUGGUCCACGCUGAAAGACUGGGAGAGGCUUUUGACUCUCAGCUGGUCAUCGGGGUGCGCGAGUCUUAUGUGAACCUGUGUUCCAACCCUGAUGACAAGCUACAGAUCUACAGGGAUAACUUUGAGAAGGCCUACCUGGACUCCACUGAGAGAUUCUACAGGACACAGGCUCCUUCCUACCUGCAGCAAAAUGGAGUACAAAACUACAUGAAAUAUGCAGACGCUAAAUUAAGGGAGGAAGAAAAACGUGCACUACGCUAUUUAGAGACACGACGUGAAUGUAACUCUGUUCAAGCACUUAUGGAAUGUUGUGUAAAUGCACUGGUGACAUCAUUUAAAGAAACAAUCUUGGCAGAAUGUCCAGGCAUGAUUAAACGCAAUGAGACUGACAAGCUUCACCUGAUGUUCUCACUGAUGGAUAAAGUGCCCAGUGGAAUUGAACCCAUGCUGAAGGAUCUGGAGGAACACAUCAUCAGUGCUGGCCUGGCCGACAUGGUUGCUGCUGCUGAGACUAUCACGACAGACUCUGAAAAGUAUGUGGAGCAGCUUCUCACUCUGUUCAACCGCUUUAGUAAACUUGUGAAGGAGGCAUUCCAGGACGAUCCUCGAUUCCUCACAGCCAGAGAUAAAGCAUACAAGGCAGUUGUGAAUGAUGCCACGAUAUUUAAGUUGGAGCUACCUAUGAAGCAGAAGGGAGUGGGCCUCAAAACACAACCCGAGUCCAAGUGUCCAGAGCUGCUAGCCAACUACUGUGACAUGUUGCUGAGGAAGACGCCACUCAGCAAGAAGCUCACGUCUGAGGAGAUCGAGCUGAAGUUAAAAGAAGUGUUGCUGGUGCUAAAAUAUGUCCAGAAUAAGGACGUGUUUAUGAGGUACCAUAAAGCCCACCUGACCAGGAGGCUGAUCCUGGACAUCUCAGCUGACAGCGAGAUUGAGGAGAACAUGGUGGAAUGGCUCAGGGAAGUUGGUAUGCCGGCUGAUUAUGUCAACAAGCUAGCUAGAAUGUUCCAAGACAUCAAAGUCUCUGAGGAUCUAAACCAGGUCUUCAAGGAGAUGCAUAAACACAACAAGCUCGCUUUACCAGCUGACUCCGUAAAUAUAAAGAUCCUGAAUGCUGGAGCAUGGUCACGCAGCUCAGAGAAAGUCUUUGUUUCACUUCCCACUGAGCUGGAGGACCUCAUUCCUGAGGUUGAAGACUUUUACAAGAAGAAUCACAGUGGCAGAAAGCUGCACUGGCACCACCUUAUGUCCAAUGGCAUUAUCACAUUUAAGAAUGAAGUGGGUCAGUAUGACUUGGAGGUCACAACCUUCCAGCUGGCUGUUCUUUUUGCCUGGAACCAAAGACCCAGAGAGAAGAUCAGCUUUGAGAACCUGAAGCUUGCCACUGAGCUGCCUGAUGCAGAGCUGAGACGCACACUCUGGUCUCUUGUUGCCUUCCCAAAACUCAAACGGCAGGUGCUUUCAUAUGAACCUCAAGUGAGCUCUCCCAAAGACUUCACAGAUAGUACAUUGUUCUUCGUUAACCAGGAAUUCUCCUUGAUAAAAAAUUCCAAGGUGCAGAAGAGGGGGAAGAUUAACCUGAUUGGCCGUCUACAGUUGACUACAGAGCGAAUGAGAGAGGAGGAGAAUGAAGGCAUUGUUCAACUAAGAAUAUUAAGAACACAGGAGGCCAUUAUUCAAAUUAUGAAGAUGCGAAAGAAGAUCACUAAUGCCCAGCUGCAGACCGAGCUGGUGGAGAUCCUGAAAAACAUGUUCCUUCCCCAGAAGAAGAUGAUCAAGGAACAGAUUGAGUGGCUGAUUGAGCACAAGUACAUCAAGCGUGAUGAGUCAGACAUUAACACCUUCAUCUACAUGGCAUAGCACUGAGGUUUACGAUGGAAAUGCUUAUCGUUCCAAUCAAGAUGAAGACAGUGAACAUGCAGCGGCUCAGCAGUGGGAGAGGAGUGCUGACACAAUGGAGCCACUAAGCUGGCUGCUGAUCUUCUCGUGGAGUGAUGGGCUUGUUUUACACGACAGUCACACACCAGAAUAGCUUGUUUUCAAGAAAAAUCCCUGCCUUACCUUACAGUAAAGAAACCUGAGAUGAGGAUGGGAGAUUUCAAAGGAAAAACAAACAAAAAAAAAUGAACUAUAUUUUUGCCAACAGGUAGUCAGUAUGCAUGGUGGGUGGUUUGCCUUUUUUUGUGAGUGUCGACAUCAACAGCAUGCUGUCGGUGGGAAUGUCUGUCAUCUGAGGACUUACUUGUGUGUGCCGUGUUUGUGUGUGUGUGUGUGUGUGUGUGCGUGUGUGUGUGUGCGUGUGUGUGUGUGCGUGUGUGUGUGUGCGUGUGUGUGCGUGCGUGUGUGUGCGUGUGUGUGCGUGUGUGUGUGUGUGUGUGUGUGUGUGUGUGUGUGUGUGUGUGUGUCCAUGUCUGGUCCAGGCUGUGUCCACUCUUCUCCUCUCCAGCUCAGCUCUCAGCCUGGUCCAAACGCUCACACUGCAGCCACACGGGAGCUCCGUCACCAGGAUGGUGGACUGGAGCGUUAGCACUUUACGCAUUCUGCCACACAUUCAGCAUGGCCGUGUUCCUGUCAUCUGUUCUGUGUUGCUUUGGUUUCUUUCUUUUGAGAACAUGUUAAACUUGGAUAGUUGAUGAUGGUGAUUUAUGCUGUAAGGCAGCCAUCUUGAUAUCACAGAGAAGUUCACUUUACUUUCCCCUUUAUUCAUUAUUAUUGACUUCUCUCUGGCCUACAUAAUGUCAGAUACAGUUACAGUGUGAUACAACAUACACUCUGCAGUUCCUCUGUACAGUGUGGGGUUUAGUAGGCGUCUGUUCCGUUAUCAGAGUUGUUUUGUUUCGACUUGCCCCAGGGAUACCGUUACUCCUCUUCUGUUGACCUUCAAGCCACUUAAGGACACAUGGGCUUCUUAGUGGGUUAAUGGGGGGCAGCUGUGUUAUUUUAAGUGUGUUGUUGGAACGGUUUGAUUUCAUGAAGCGGCUCUAGACACUGGAGUGCUUUACACCCUUGCACAUUGUCAACAUGGAAGGAUUGAUAUUAUCAUUAUCAUUAUACAGAAAUUAUAUAGGGAAUAUUUUCUAGUGUAUUACACUUGUACUCGCUUAUUUAGGACCAGUUCCCUCUGACAGAUAUCAUUACUCUGUUUCUAAAUGAUGUCAUUUUUUAUAGCACAGCCUCCUCACACUUUAACAAAUUUGAGUAAUGAAAGAGUGAUACUGUUUUCCGUUGUCAGAUUUGUGUGAUAAGUGAUAUUGCUAUAAUUGACAAAAUCAUUUAAAAAAUUUCUUGUUACCUACACACCCUAUUUAAAAUGUUUCAUACCAGUCAUUAGUUGGGUUGUAUACACUCACCUACACUAGCAAGUGCUUUAAAGUAUCUUUUGGCCUGUGAUAAUGAAAAGAAAAAAAAAAUCAUUAAACAUUACAUAAAGCA
Pangasianodon hypophthalmus (striped catfish) is the source of this 4028-nucleotide messenger RNA. RefSeq names its product cullin 5a (gene cul5a). Gene Ontology annotation, molecular function: ubiquitin protein ligase binding. Bases 114 to 2456 code for a protein of 780 amino acids. Gene Ontology annotation, biological process: protein ubiquitination; SCF-dependent proteasomal ubiquitin-dependent protein catabolic process. Gene Ontology annotation, cellular component: SCF ubiquitin ligase complex; Cul5-RING ubiquitin ligase complex. The transcript has 19 exons. The record is from RefSeq and is a predicted model, not a curated record. NCBI's taxonomy places the organism in Eukaryota, Metazoa, Chordata, Actinopteri, Siluriformes, Pangasiidae.